UGAGAGAAUCUCCUCGAGAUGCCCAGCCUAUGACCAGGGGUGCUGACAGAGCUCUUUAUGGUGUGAAAUCAGUCAAGAGCCAGAAAAUGGCUACAGCAUUAGAACCGGAGGACCAAGACCUUUGGGAAGAAGAGGGAAUUCUGAUGGUGAAAUUGGAAGAUGAUUUCACCUGUAGGCCAGAGUCUGUCUUACAGAGGGAAGACCCUGUACCUGAGACCUCGCACCAGAACUUCCGACGAUUUCGCUACCAGGAAGCAGCAAGCCCUCGUGAAGCUCUCAUUCGACUGAGGGAACUCUGCCAUCAGUGGCUGAGACCAGAGAGGCGGACAAAGGAACAGAUCCUUGAGCUGCUUGUGUUAGAACAGUUCCUCACUGUCCUGCCUAGAGAACUACAAAGCUGGGUGCGGGGGCAGCGACCAGAAAGUGGAGAGGAGGCAGUGACACUGGUGGAGGGUUUGCAGAAACAGCCCAGGAGACCAAGGCGGUGGGUGACCGUCCAUGUUCAUGACCAGGAAGUCCUGUCAGAGGAGUCAGUGCAUCAAGGAGCAGAGCUUGAGUCACCAAGUGAGCUGCAAAACCCUGUACAGACCUCGGCCCCUAACGAAUCCCAUGAGGAGACCACACAGAGUUCAGAUCUGGGGGCACCUGAAGAGCAGAGCCCAGGUCCUGAAGAGGAGUUCCAAACCCUGCAGGAGAGCGAGUCUCCAGGGCUCCAGGACCCAGACCUUCCUGAAGAGAGGACCACAGGGGACCCAGAGAUGGUGGCCCUUCUCACUGCUCUAUCACAGGGACUCGUAACUUUCCAGGAUGUGGCUGUGUGCUUCUCUCAUGACCAGUGGAGUAAUCUGGAUCCAACACAGAAAGAGUUCUAUGGCGAAUACGUCUUUGAAGAAGACUGUGGAAUUGUGGUUUCUCUGUCAUUUCCAAUCCCCAGACUAGAUGAGAUCUCCCAGGUUAGAGAGGAAGAGUCUUGGGUCCCAGAUAUCCAAGAGCCUCAAGAGCGUCAAGAGACAGAAAUCCUGAGUUUUACCUACACAGGAGAUCAGAGUGAUGAUGAAGAAGAGUAUCUUGACAAAGAAGAUCUGAGUUUGGAGCAUCUCCAAAGGUCUAUUUUAGAAGAUCCAGAAAUUCACCAGACUCCUGAUUGGGAAAUAGUCUUUGAGGAUAAUCCAGGUGGACUAAAUGAGAGGAGAUGUAGUACAAAUAUUUCUCAAGUUAAUAGUUUCAUGAGUCUCCAGGAAAACAUGCCUUUCCACCCCCUGUUAGGGAGACAUCAUGACUGUUCUGCAUGUGGAAAAAGCUUCACUUGUAAUUCCCACCUUGUUAGACAUCUGAGAACUCACACAGGAGAGAAACCCUAUAAAUGUAUGGAGUGUGGGAAAAGUUACACACGGAGCUCUCAUCUUGCCAGGCACCAAAAGAUUCAUAAGAUGGGCACUUACAAGUUUCCCUUAAGCCGGAAGAAUAUGGUUGAGACCUCCCCUCUGAUCCAGGCUGAGAGAACUGCAGCUAUGGAGAAACCCUAUAGAUGUGAUGAUUGUGGGAAACAUUUUCGCUGGACUUCAGACCUUGUCAGGCAUCAGAGGACACAUACAGGAGAAAAACCCUUCUUCUGUACUAUUUGUGGCAAAAGCUUCAGCCAGAAAUCUGUGCUAACAACACACCAAAGGAUCCACCUGGGAGGCAAACCCUACUUGUGUGGAGAGUGUGGAGAGGACUUCCAUGACCACCGACGGUAUCUGGCACAUCGGAAAGUGCAUGCAGCUAAGGAGCUCUAUCUCUGUAGUGAGUGUGGGCGAUGCUUCAACCACAGUGCAGCCUUUGCCAAGCACUUGCGAGGACACGCAUCAGUGAGGCCUUCCCGGUGCAGUGAAUGUGGGAAAACCUUCAGUCGGAGGGACCACCUUGUCAGGCACCAGCGAACACACACUGGUGAGAAACCGUUCACAUGCCCAACCUGUGGAAAAAGCUUCAGUAGAGGAUAUCACUUAAUCAGGCAUCAAAGGACUCACUCAGAAAAGAGCCCCUAGCUAGACCCUUGUAUAAGGAUAUCAACAGUCACCCUUUACCUAUGGGUGGGCUUGAAGAAGCCUUUUUGUCAGCCUGGGAGACCUUUUCUAGGGAAUCUC
Molecule: messenger RNA, 2129 nt
Organism: Chrysochloris asiatica (Cape golden mole)
Lineage: Eukaryota; Metazoa; Chordata; Mammalia; Afrosoricida; Chrysochloridae
Gene: ZNF202
Product: zinc finger protein 202
Exons: 6
Coding region: 30-2030 (666 amino acids)
Biological process (GO): negative regulation of transcription by RNA polymerase II
Molecular function (GO): DNA-binding transcription repressor activity, RNA polymerase II-specific
Source: RefSeq, a predicted model, not a curated record